GCGACUGCCCGCCUUGUGGCCCUUUGAGAGCGACUCAGCCGGUUCCGCUGCAGUGAGUUCAGGGGAGUCUGAGCGAGUCGCGUCCUCUUUUUAAGACGAACACUUCUUAGAAAGGUCCUGAAAGUAAGUGCAGCUUGGGCCUUCCGAAGCGAGGGACACAGAGCAUGCGCGGAGCUGCAGGACGCUCGGAUUGUAUCCAGUUCAGGGUUCUCCUUCCAGAAGUUGCCAUUCCACGGUUCAGUUGUCGCCCGACCCCGAUAAUGCAUACAAAUAUUUUUAACUCAUGUAUUUUAUUUUGUAGGAAGAAGUUGAACGAAUAACGACAUCAAAUGCAAUUUCACUUUGAAUUAGUUCAGGGCGAGAGUAAAAGUAACCCUUUAGGGUCCUUCACCCGGGGUGGCCGCGGUAUUAACUGAUGAUGAGGUAACAGGGACCUUUUCUUAUUCAUUCAAGCCAAGUGAAUGAAAGUAAAACAUUUCGGCCCUUCACCCGAGAUUACCUGACUUUCUUCUUGGGUCGCCCACUUUUUCUAAUAGUCAUGAUUUCACAAAGGAAAUCACCUGAUCAAAAAAGACCCCGUAGAAGCUUAUCUACCAGCAAAACUACAAAAAACCAGUCUCAUUCGAUUACGUCGUAUUUUAACAGUGCACCACCUGCUAAACUUGCAUGUUCAAUUUGUCAUGAAAUGGUGCCCAGGUAUGACCUCAUCCGGCACCUUGAUGAGUCUUGUGCUAGCAAAGGUGAAGGUGAUGUCAUUCAAAUAGAGUCUGCUCAGCCUGGAUUAAUGAGUCCAACUGUGCCUACAUCAGAUUUACCCAGUAUUCCCUUAGAAGACAUAACACCUCAGAAAUUAUCACCACCAAAGAGAAGUUUAAUCUCUGUCCAGUGUGGUUCAAAACUGGGCAUGCAGCAGCAGACAAGUCCCUACUUUAAAGAUGCCUUAGUGUGCAAAAAUCAAAAUGAGCUUUCAAAUCAGAGUGUGGAAAUUAUGCCCUUGGGAAGUCUGUCGUCAAAAUUGUCCAGACGAUACCUAAAAGCUAAAAAAUCACUUGCUAAGAAUGAGGGAUUCACCAGUCAGUGCCCACAGACGUCUCCGUCCACACCGGGCACCAGCCUGGCUGAUGACUGUCCAGAGGUGGAAGACAAAGAUGGGGUUUCAAACAGUUCCCAAAAGGAAAACAUUUAUUCAUGUGCACCUCUAAAGGAAGAGAAUGCUUCAGAACCAAAGGUAAAGAACAGUAAAACAACGGGAGAUGAAAACCAGAAAGCUUCCAGCGGCGAGCCAGCCCGCACCACUGCACCUGCAGAGCAUGCUUCCAUAUUACUGUCCUCAGAUUCAACUCUCGUCAGUAACCUGAAAUCCUCUCCGGGAGACACUCCUAUAAAGCAAGAAGGUGCCCAAGGGGCAGAUGUAGGGCUUGCUGAGCCACACAGUCACAAAGAAGUACAAAUGACUGUUGAUGCUGCCGUCAAAACGCUGGUGUCAGGGGAGGCAGAAUCAAAUGGUCCUACCGGUGUCGACAUGUCUACAUGGAGUAACAACCAAGAAGAGCUUCUGAGGGAAGCUGGCAGUGUCUUGCCCUGCCCUCUGGAGCAGGGGUCCAGCUGUGGUGUUCCCAGUGAGACAGCUCAACCCCCACUGAGUCACCCCUACUACCUGAGGAACUUCCUGGUGGUGCUACAGGCCCUCCUCGGGAACGAAGAGGACAUGAAGCUCUUCGAUGACCAGGAGAAGGGAAUUAUCACCAAGUUUUACCAGUUGUCAGCUAGUGGUCAAAAGUUGUAUGUGAGGCUCUUUCAACGUAAAUUAACCUGGAUUAAAAUGAGUAAACUGGAGUAUGAAGAGAUUGCCUCCGACUUAACCCCUGUGGUUGAAGAAUUGAAGGACUCAGGCUUUCUACAGACAGAAUCGGAGUUGCAAGAACUCUCGGAUGCCCUUGAACUCCUUUCUGCUCCUGAGCUGAAAGCCCUGGCCAAAACCUUCCACUUGGUGAGUCCCGGUGGGCAGAAGCAGCAGCUGGUAGACGCCUUUCACAAACUGGCCAAACAGCGCUCAGUCUGCACGUGGGGCAAGACCCAGCCCGGAAUCAGAGCAGUGAUUUUAAAAAGAGCUAAAGACUUGGCUGGCCGGUCCCUUCGAGUCUGUAAGGGCCCUAGGGCAGUGUUUGCCCGAAUCUUGCUUCUGUUCUCAUUGACUGAUUCCAUGGAAGACGAAGAAGCUGCUUGUGGGGGUCAAGGUCAGCUGUCUACUGUGCUCUUGGUCAAUCUGGGCCGAAUGGAGUUUCCUCAGUACACCAUCAGCCGGAAGACCCAGAUCUUCAGGGACAGAGAGGACCUCAUCAGAUAUGCAGCAGCCGCACACAUGCUGAGUGACAUCUCGGCUGCCAUGGCCAGUGGAAAUUGGGAGGACGCUAAGAAGCUUUCUCAGAGUGCAAAAAGGGACUGGGACCAACUGAAAAGCCACCCUUCCCUGAGGUACCACGAAGCCUUGCCGCCCUUCCUGCGCUGCUUUACCGUUGGGUGGAUCUACACAAGGAUUUCCUCUCGGGCUGUUGAAGUCCUAGAGAGGCUUCACAUGUACGAGGAAGCUGUCGAGGAACUUGAAAACCUCUUGUCUCAGAAAAUCUAUUGUCCUGACAGCAGAGGCCGCUGGUGGGAUCGCCUGGCUCUUAACCUGCACCAGCACCUGAGGCGCCUGGAAGAGCGAGCUGUGCGCCUGCGAGAGUCUCCGAGCUGCAAAAAGUACAAGCACCUCUUCAGCCAGCUGCCCGAGGUUGCCGUGGGAGACGUUAAGCAUGUAACCAUCACGGGCAGGCUGUGCCCACAGUAUGGCAUGGGCAAGUCUGUGUUUGUCAUUGAGAGUGGAGACGCCGCCAACCCCACCACAGUCCUCUGUUCUGUGGAGGAGCUGGCGCUGGAUUAUUACAGGCAGAGUGGCUUUGACCAAGGGAUUCAUGGAGAAGGGUCCACCUUCAGCACCCUGUGUGGCCUCCUGCUGUGGGAUAUCAUCUUCAUGGAUGGAAUACCAGACGUCUUCAGAAAUGCCUACCAGGCGUCCCCGCUGGAUUUGCUCACGGACAGCUUCUUCUCGAGCAGGGAGCAGGCCCUGGAAGCCAGGCUGCAGCUGAUCCACAGCGCCCCUGCUGAGAGCCUGCGGGCCUGGGUGACCGAAGCAUGGCAGGCCCAGCAAGGCAGAGUGGCUUCUCUGGUCAGCUGGGACCGCUUCACCUCCCUUCAGCAAGCUCAGGAUCUUGUCUCCUGCCUCGGAGGUCCUGUCCUCAGUGGUGUGUGCAGGCGCCUGGCUGCUGACUUUCGCCACUGCCGAGGGGGCCUCCCUGACUUGGUGGUGUGGAAUUCUCAGAGCCACCAUUGCAAGCUGGUGGAAGUUAAAGGUCCCAGUGAUCGCCUUUCAUGUAAGCAGAUGAUCUGGCUGGACGAACUCCAAAAGCUGGGGGCUGAUGUAGAAGUGUGCCAUGUGGUUGCAGUUGGUGCUAAGAGCAAAGGUCUUGGCUGAAAGAUGCUACACUGGGGACAUCUGGCCAUCUACUGGGACAAGAUCUUCAGAUGGAUAAAAAUGUCACACUGGGGACAUCUGGCCAUCCACUGGGACAAGAUUUUCAGAUGGAUAAAAGUUGUCACACUGGGGACAUCUGGCCAUCCACUGGGACAAGAUUGUCAGAUAAAAGAUGUCCCACUGGGGACAUCUGGCCAUCGUCCACUGGGACAAGAUUGUCAAGAGGAUAAAGUUGUUUGCAUUGUCUCCACUUGGACCUGUCCUGACACCUGAGAUCGGAAUGACUCAUCCUUGUACAGUUUCUGUGUGUCACCAAAUUUGGCCUCUGCCGGAGAACACUGGAUCCCCUGUGGGUGGGUAGGUGGACUGUUGAAAAUAUAGAAGUCUGAGUGGACGCUGUAGGAGCUGAACCCUUCUGUGUUGUUAAGCUUUAUAAAAACAAAAACAAAAACGAAAAAACAAAAAGCAAACAAACAACGCCAGAGGAAUAAUGAACUUGAUGAACUUAGUUGACACUUUAGGUUUUUUGUUUUUGUUUUUGUUUAAAAAAAAAAAAGAAAUAUAAAUGUUUCUCUACUAAAUGCUCUGGCAAUGGCAAUCCCUGAAUUUGGGGUUGUCUCAUGGUUAUCCAAGAAGGGCAGGACCCAUAGGGAUUUUGAUUUCCAUAGGGGAAAAGUAAAAACAACCAAAACCAGAUUCUUUAUUUAAAGGAAGGAUCCAGAAUACUUCAGGUGAAGUAUCACAAUACAUAUCAAGCUUCGAGCUUUUGGAUUAUGUGUGAUUAAAAAUGUGUGCCAAGAUGUUAGAAAACAGUACCCUCCUGAGGUAUUCUAACGUUGUCAGAAGUUGGUCAGGAACCUCACUCAGCUCUCACAGUUGACUGUGAGACGGUUUACCUCAUCAAAGAAAACUGAAAUAGCCCAUUCCUGAAAGUGAAGUCAGCUCUCCUCUUCCUGCUCACCCCGCUGAGCCCAGCCCUGGCGAGACCUGUGCUCUGCUGCCCAUAUGCCAGGGAGCUGCUUACCAGGUCGACCCACGUAUUCAUGAACUGACUGCCUACUGUGUGCCAGGUAGAGGAGUUUAAAGGCCCGAAAGGUAGUAUAUGAUUUUUGUCUCCUGUGGUCACAAAGAAGCUUUGGGAGAGGAGGAAUCUAUGAAAAUAACCAAUUAUAAUACAAUCCAUGGUAACAGUUACUAGAGGAAGGAAAAGGGGUGGGGGACUUUAUUUAGAGAACGAAAAUGUUUCUGCUGGUCAGAGCACAUUAUGUAGCUGGGAAUGGUGGCUCACACCUGUAAUCCCAGCACUUGGGAGGCUAAGACAGGAGGAUUACCUUGAGUUUA
Mus pahari (shrew mouse) is the source of this 4855-nucleotide messenger RNA. RefSeq names its product FANCD2 and FANCI associated nuclease 1 (gene Fan1). Gene Ontology annotation, biological process: interstrand cross-link repair. The transcript has 13 exons. Lineage: Eukaryota; Metazoa; Chordata; Mammalia; Rodentia; Muridae. Gene Ontology annotation, molecular function: flap-structured DNA binding; 5'-flap endonuclease activity; 5'-3' exonuclease activity. Gene Ontology annotation, cellular component: nucleus. The record is from RefSeq and is a predicted model, not a curated record. Bases 539 to 3514 code for a protein of 991 amino acids.